Pseudomassariella vexata is the source of this 890-nucleotide messenger RNA. RefSeq lists its product as uncharacterized. The transcript has a single exon. The record is from RefSeq and is a predicted model, not a curated record. Bases 82 to 528 code for a protein of 148 amino acids. NCBI's taxonomy places the organism in Eukaryota, Fungi, Ascomycota, Sordariomycetes, Amphisphaeriales, Pseudomassariaceae.
GGCUAGUCUCAGAUUGGAAUCCUAGAUCUCUUCGGUCUCGUUCGUUUGCCUUUGAGUUCCAUCCGGCUUAAAGCUGCAUGCAUGGCAAGCAGAGGUCCUGACUUUCCAGAAGACUUAUCCAAGGCACCUUCUAAAUCAUCACUCUUUAUCAAGUCUUGCGUUUCUUGCAAUACUCACAGAUGCAAUUCAAUGGUUCCGCCAUAUCUGCUCCUGACUCGAAGUCACCAGCUAGCCCACCUGCUAGUACCUCAGGCCAACACAAACAUGCGCCUUUGCCGCAUUUCCAUCUCGAACCCAAUAACUAAUGUGCUUGCACUUUAUCAAGUCUUUGAUGUAGCACUUCCCAGCAAACAGCCACACCCUUUCCUCUCCUUUCGUCCUCCACCGCAGCACGUACGCCACCAAAGUAGACCACAACGAUAUCACCACUACUAUAUAGCAUAUAAGCUCGGACUUAAGUCUCCGGCACCCUUUCUCCGAAACUCAGCCCCUGCCACUGCGUGGAUCGUACCUGUCUGUGAUAUUUAGUGGCCCAUUCGACAGAAGUGAUAUCACCUAGGUUAGGUGGAAGGAUAUUUUGUAUAUGUGUGAACACUUCCAUGCUCGAACUUGGCGUGUAUCUUGUGCCGCCAAUCGACACUUAUCACUAUCAGCACCGGAUAUGAUAGUUGGACCGGGGAUCGGGAAAUGAGAGAUCAGCACACUAUGCUUUGAGCCUAGCUUCAGUUGCCCCAUGUGCAGCAGACGUCUCGUACUCUGUGUGAAAUGAUGCAUGCGGAAUUGUGGUAGUUUUGUUGAAGCUAACGUCCACGGCAGCCACAGGUGACAGCUGGACUAUAUGGUUUUCGGGGGAACUAUAUGGCUAAAGACGUCUUCACGUUGAAUAACCU